This is a messenger RNA of Phycodurus eques (leafy seadragon), 1078 nucleotides long. It is a transcript of the gene tvp23b, whose product is annotated as trans-golgi network vesicle protein 23 homolog B (S. cerevisiae). Bases 157 to 765 code for a protein of 202 amino acids. The transcript is spliced from 7 exons. The record is from RefSeq and is a predicted model, not a curated record. Gene Ontology annotation, cellular component: Golgi membrane. NCBI's taxonomy places the organism in Eukaryota, Metazoa, Chordata, Actinopteri, Syngnathiformes, Syngnathidae. Gene Ontology annotation, biological process: protein secretion; vesicle-mediated transport.
UGAAAACAGGUACAACAUAAAAAUAGUAUUUUCCCACAGUCUAUUUGGUCGUCCGUCCGUUACUUGAAAGUACGUAAUUCACGCACAAGUCACGUGACGUCUACUGACGUGUUCCUAAUUAGCAUGUAAGCAGGAAGUGUUAGCUCGACUGUCAACAUGCUAACAGACGAGAACAACGAUGAAGAUGUUUCUCUGUUUGACGCCGAGGAGGACGCCGGCCAAAGAUUGCCCAAGAGGACAAACAUGAAGCAUCCGGUGGCGUCCUUCUUCCACCUAUUCUUCAGGGUUUGUGCCAGCUUGGUCUACUUGCUCUGCGAGAGGAUCAGCAACGGGUUCAUCGGUGGCAUGGUGGCCAUCAUCCUGUUGCUCUCGUGUGACUUCUGGACCGUCAAGAACAUCACUGGCCGACUGAUGGUGGCGCUGAGGUGGUGGAACCAAGUGGACGAGGAUGGCCAAAGUCACUGGGUGUUCGAGUCCCGGAAGGGGAUGAGGAAAAGGCAAAUUUCAGACUCGGAAUCUCGGAUCUUCUGGCUGGGUCUGAUCGUAUGCCCGCUGGUGUGGGUGCUCUUCGCCUUCAGCACCCUCUUUCAGUUCAACAUUAAGUGGCUGCCUGUGGUGCUGAUGGGGCUGGUGCUGCAAGGAGCCAACCUCUACGGAUACGUCAGGUGUAAAGUGGGAGGGAAGACGGACUUCAAAAAUAUGGCCACAAACUACUUUGGCAGGCAGUUUCUCAAACAGACUCUGUCCAAAGAGGAGGAAUCUUAAAGUGUGGCGACUCUUCUGCUUCGGAGUUCAUUUCCACUACAAAUGCAAAACACAGUUUUGGUUUUGAUUUUAAUUUCUUUUUUAGUUGUUUAUUUGUGUUGCUUGUCUGAUGAAAAUAUCCUUUUAUUUCCCCCUGACUCCAACGCUUCAGUGUGUAUGAUAAAGUUGUUGUGUUGUUUAUCAAGACAUUAUUUAUAUAAAAAAAAAAACAGUUUUGUGCAUAUACCUUUCAGAACUUUAUUUAUGAAAAUCGUAGUAAUAUGAUUAAAUGUCUUACAUUGUGUUUACACCGGCAUUAAAAAAAUACCGCGUU